Messenger RNA from Ictalurus punctatus (channel catfish), 3826 nucleotides. It is a transcript of the gene slc25a39, whose product is annotated as solute carrier family 25 member 39. Bases 1438 to 2328 code for a protein of 296 amino acids. The record is from RefSeq and is a predicted model, not a curated record. NCBI's taxonomy places the organism in Eukaryota, Metazoa, Chordata, Actinopteri, Siluriformes, Ictaluridae. The transcript has 9 exons. Gene Ontology annotation, biological process: mitochondrial transmembrane transport.
AGCUUCACGUGAACUAAAACUCAACACGUUUUAUCUGACAAACGUACAAGCACCGGAUCUCGUCUGAUCUAAACCUCCAUCAGGAUUAAUGUUCGUUUAUGCGUUUCAUUUAUUCAUCAGUUUCUCCCUGUCCCUGCAGCACAAAUUUAAAUAAGAUCUAAAUAACUCCAUUCAUCAGGACAACAACAACAACAAAACUGUAGACCGGGACUGAUUGUACUCUUGAUAAAAGUUGUCAGAACCGGUCCGUGAUUCAGCAGGAACUGCACACACGCUGAGGUUAAACACACUGCAGUUCAGGGUUUAACCUUAAACUUGUAGAGAUUUAGCUGAUAAGCAGCGGGAGUCUCUCCACGCCGGGUUUAUUUACUCUCACGGCUGCUCGUGUGAUUUAUUUAUAGCUGCUCUUAUCUCCGUUUGGGUCGCUGCCCUCGUUUCUGAGCAUCCGCUCUGGUCCUGAGAAACCACAGGACACCGAACACAUACAGAACUGAAAUAAAGCGGCGUGCUUUAGAUCCGAAAACAAAACGUAUACGCAUUCAUCGUUUUAUUUUCUACAUUUGUUUGUCGGUUAAAAAGAAGAUAUUUUAGAUUUUCAAUUGUUUGAUAAAUAAAUCAAUGAAAUUAGAUAAAAUAAACAAGCAGACAAAUUUUUCAAUCCCAGUGAAGGAGGCGUGGCCUCGAUCAUUUCCAAAAUAGGCAUGGCCUCUUGCCUGUUAGUUCCAGUGAAGGAGGCAUGGCCUCUGUGCUUGUCAUUUUCAAUAUAUCAACCCCCAAAAGUAGGUGUGGUCUCUGUGCCUGGCAAUCCCAGUGAAGGAGGUGUGUCUGUAAUUCAAACGAGCUGUGGCCUCUGCUUGUCAGUCUCGGUGAAGGUGUGGCCUCUGUGUCAGUUCCAAUAAAGGAGGUGUGGCCUCUGUGGCAGUUCCAGUAAAGGAGGUGUGGCCUCUGUGGCAGUUCCAAUAAAGGAGGUGUGGCCUCUGUGGCAGUUCCAAUAAUGGAGGUGUGGCCUCUGUGGCAGUUCCAAUAAAAGAGGUGUGGCCUCUGUCAAUUCCAAUAAAGGAGGUGUGGCCUAUGUGGCAGUUCCAAUAAAGGUGUGGCCUCUCUGUCAGUUCCAAAAAGGAGGUGUGGCCUCUGUGGCAGUUCCAGUAAAGGAGGUGUGGCCUCUGUGGCAGUUCCAAUAAAGGAGGUGUGGCCUCUGUCAGUUCCAGUAAAGGAGGUGUGGCCUCUGUGCCAGUUCCAAUAAAGGAGGUGUGGCCUCUGUGCCAGUUCCAAUAAAGGAGGUGUGGCCUCUGUGCCAGUUCCAAUAAAGGAGGAGUGGCCUCUGUGGAAGUCCCAAUAAAGGAGGUGUGGCCUCUGUGGAAGUCCCAAUAAAGGAGGAGUGGCCUCUGUGGAAGUCCCAAUAAAGGAGGGAAGUGUUUUCUGUACUGUAACGGACUGAUGGACCACAUCUACGUCUGCCAGAACACCACGGCCUGCAGCGCCUGGUACAAAACACCCACUCACUUCAACGGGACACUGGAUGCGUUUGUGAAAAUCACUCGCUCGGAGGGUCUGCGCUCUCUGUGGAGCGGCCUUCCUCCUACACUUGUGAUGGCGGUUCCUACCACAGUCAUCUACUUCACUUGUUAUGAUCAGCUCAAGGACGUCAUGUGUUACGGCCUCGGUUACCACAGCAACUACGUAUCCAUCAUCGCCGGGGGUCUGGCGAGACUGGGCGCGGUCACAGUGAUCACCCCGUUGGAGUUGGUGCGCACUAAGGUGCAGUCACGGCGUGUGUCGUACAGCGAGCUGCGAGUGUGUAUCAGAUCGGCCGUGGCUCAGAGCGGCGUGCUCUCGCUGUGGAGGGGGUGGGGACCCACCGUGCUCCGAGACGUCCCUUUCUCUGCCAUGUACUGGUUUAAUUAUGAGUUGAUGAAAGCAGCGCUGUGUGAGAGAUACAGAACACCGCAGGCUUCUUUCAACAUCAGCUUCGCAGCAGGAGCCGUUUCCGGAGCUAUCGCUGCGAUCACGACGCUGCCGUUCGAUGUGGUGAAAACGCGCAGGCAGAUCGAGCUGGGAGAAACCGAGCUUCUCGGAGCUCCUCCGAAGAAGCCUUCCUCCACAUGGCUCGUAAUGAAGAGUAUCUGGACUGAAAGCGGCUACCGAGGCCUGUUCGCAGGUUUCCUGCCGCGGGUGAUCAAAGUGGCUCCGGCGUGCGCCAUCAUGAUCAGCACGUACGAGUUCGGGAAGGCUUUCUUCCGCAAGCACAACGAGGAGGAGCGGCGGCGUGGCGGAGACGUGCGGAGGAGCAUCGCCGCAGAGCUGCAUGAUCGCUUCCACCCAAACUGACCGGCCUUUAGCUCGGCCUUGGCAUGCGUCCUUGUUCUUAUCUCCGCAGGUUCUGGGCAGAAGGGCUGAAGCUCUCGGGUUCAGUUCGAUAACGCUGUGCAGGCGUUAAUUAUUUAUUUAGUUAUUUAUUUAUUUCCCUGAGAUGUGAUGUACUGCAUUGCAGUAAGACUGCAGCACACUGGAGCUGCACAAAAGCAUGCUGGGAAAACUGCUAUCCUUGCAUUUAUCUGCAUGCACGGGUGCUUUGAGGGAAUAUUAUUCAGCGGAUGAAUUAAUCUGGGCUGUGAAAUGGUUCCUGGUUCCAUGUGGUCUUCAUAUAUAUGUAUAUGUUGUAUGGCCAGUCUGAAAUAGCAGAUGAGUAGAGAGCUUCCAUACGCUGCCCCCAAGUGUUCAUACACUGCAACUACAACAGACGAAUCAGAAGUGCAUCGGGUUUAUGGAGAAAUAUGGUUGAAUAUUGAAGCUCUCAUCGAUUCAAACCCCCACUGAAUUAGAAGCGCACAUCUGUUCGGUCACACCUAAAGCACAGCUGGAUCAUUUCCGCUGUCCCGUGAACUGAAAAAACAUCUAAGUUAAGAACGUUACACAACAACAUCUGCUUGGGGUGGGGGGUUAUUUAGAGUAGUUUGCCCAUUUAUUGCGCUCCAUACACUUAUAAACCAUUUUGUCUGAUUGCAAUGCCUUCUGGGUAACGUCCGUCCCUGAAGGACGUCUACGUACACGGAUGUCAACGCGAUCCUUUAUCCUGUGUUCUUGUCCAUGUCUGAAUUUUAAAGGCACUUAUUUCCCACGAGCCAGAAGCGUGUCAGUUCAGAAAACCUUUUUGUACAAGAAAAUCAGGAUGGUUCUAUUUAAAAAUAAUAAUAAUAAUAAUAAUAAUAAUAAUAAUAUAGACACAAGAUGGACAGGUUCUUUAGAAAUCUUUUUCUCAGUGCUGGGUGGGAGUUAAAUCGAUUCAGUAAAUUGAUCCGGGUCUGUCUGAAACGGUCCAGCUUCACUUGAGCUGAUGUUGAGAUCAAAAGACCCUUAAAUGAGCAGGAAACUGAGUAAAAACAGCGGAUUUUCUGAUUUCUAUGCAUUCCAGCAGCAGUGCUAAUUUUCUUACUGAAACGAUGAAGCCUUUUACAAAAGUAAAUAACAUUUUCCUCACUAGGGGAAUAAACACAAAACGAUCAAUGCACACUUGAUUAAAGCUAGAAUCCUGGUCUGUUUUUGCUAACAUUAAAACUUGGCUGAUUUUAUUAUUAUUUUUAGAAGCUGCAGUUGGACUAUGAACCGUUUGCUAACGUUAGCAGCCUUUCUGACUACAGUGACGUUAUAUUGUGAUCAAAUGUUUUAUCCCCUUUGGGGCCUGCUUUUUUUGUAUUGUGUGUCUGUUAUUAGGCAAUUCUAGUACUAGCUAGCCGGAACUAGCAUAAGUUACCUGAUAACACUAAAGAAGAAAGACUUUAUCCCGUAAUGUGCGUUUAGAAAGCGAAUAAAGCAAGUCUGACCCUCA